Messenger RNA from Laccaria bicolor S238N-H82, 870 nucleotides. RefSeq lists its product as uncharacterized. Bases 1 to 870 code for a protein of 289 amino acids. The transcript has 4 exons. Lineage: Eukaryota; Fungi; Basidiomycota; Agaricomycetes; Agaricales; Hydnangiaceae. The record is from RefSeq and is a predicted model, not a curated record.
AUGGGGAGGCUCACCGAUGAACCACUGUGUAUAGGUUUUGAAGUGGAGUUGAUCGUCACCCCAAUAAUGGAUCGUCUCCGAGCCAGUGAUUCAGGCAUAGGAGCCGGACCAUCGGUUCCUGGAAGUUGUGGAAAGACUUCUCGAGCGUCUGCCUUUGGACCUUUGGAGGUAGAAAACCCAUUGGAUCCAGAGGAAGGGGGAAAGCAGGCGUAUCGGGGUUGGAUUGUCCGUGGGGAUCCGUCGUUGAGGCCGUCAUCACCAGAACAAGUGGGUUUUGAAUUCUCAUCGCCAAUUUUUCGAGCGCGGGACGCCCUCUGGUUCGAGCAGAUAGAGAGCAUAUUCACGUCAUUGCCAGAUUACUUCGAGAUCGUCCCUUCAGAGAGAUGCGGGACGCACAUUCAUAUCAAGCCCGAAGGAGGACCAUCGAGAAAAAGCAACGAAUUCUGUGCGGACAAUCGCGGAGGUCGACAUGUCGAGGAUAUGAGCGGCGGAGACCUUCGAUUCGUCUUAGGCCGCAUUGAAAGGAAAAAGAAAAUCAAUACUCUCGUUGAGUACAUGUGCCCUGGGCCAGAGAAGGGGCCGCCAGAGCGCAACUACGUUUGGAACCUGACCCAUGUCGAUGUUCGCCGGUCAUGUGGGACUGUCGAAUUCAGGGGAGCAGGAAUGAGCGGGUCAAAAGGCGAGGUGGAAAAAUGGGUUACAUUCGUAGUCGGGUUUGUAAGGAGCGCGAAUCUCGCGGAGGGCAACUCCUACGACCCGUAUGCGGACACAGAUCCAACCCGACGUGAUCUGCUCGACUUUGUUAGAGGCGGGAUUCUUCCUCCAGCACGCCGAAGUCUCCGUCGUUUCAAAUCAGAUUCACAGGAAUAA